AUUAAGUUUCAACAAUAAUAUCGUUUAGGGUAAUUGGAAAAUUUUUAAUCGCAACAAAAGAAAAGGUUUUCUUUGACGUGAGAUUCGCGCAAAUCGGACGUCCGAUUACAGAAACCAAAAACAAACGAUGAUCAGAUUUUGACAACUAAAAACUAAAAAUGACAAAAGACACGUUGUUUAUUUACUUCACCUUUCAUUCGCGACUUUCAAAAUGCAUAAUAAACAAAAUUCCACUUUAGAUACUGACUACACAUCGAUGUGAACACUUAAUGGCUGGACCAAACUGGUACCAGAACAAUGGAUGUGAACUUACGAGUCAAUUGUUGGUUGAUGCGAAGGUCCCCCUUUACUCUUUAGCUGACGUACAACUUCGGUUUUUAUGCCCUAAUGAUUUAGACGAAGUGCGAGCUUUAUGUCAAGAUUGGUUUCCUAUAGAAUAUCCUUAUUAUUGGUACGAAGAAAUAACAUCAAGUAAUAGAUUUUUUUCUUUAGCAGCAGUUCAUGAACGCCGAAUAAUCGGUUUGAUCGUCGCCGAAAUCAAACCUUACGACUCUUUAAACCCCGAAGAUACGGGAAUUUUAGCCAAAUCAUUAUCGGAACAUGCACACGUUGGAUAUAUUUUAUCAUUGGGCGUUGCCAAAGAUUACAGAAGAAACGGAAUAGCUUCGUUAUUAUUAGAUUCAUUUCUACGGUAUUUGGUUACACCUGAAAAAAAGAAGGUUAAAGCUGUUUUUCUUCAUGUUUUAACCUCAAAUACAGCUGCCAUUAUGUUUUAUGAAUCAAGAAAAUUUCAGCUUCACUCAUUUUUACCUUAUUAUUACGCAAUUAAAGGACGUUGUAAAGACGGAUUUACGUAUGUUUUGUAUAUAAAUGGGGGACAUCCGCCAAGAACUUUAUAUGAUUAUAUAAAAUAUGUUUGUGUGACAUUGUUUCGAGGAGGAGGUCUGUUUCCGUGGCUUGUCGGGAACGUUUCGAAAGCGUUAGGUUGGAUUUGGACGAGUCAAACGGAUCAGGAACAUCACAUACAACAACAAUCAAUUGAACAACACAUUGAACAAUAGGGAAAGUGAGGAGAAAUGAGGCCUAAGUGGGACUUGUAAAUAAUAAGUCACUUUUAACACAAAUCGUGAAACUAAAGAAAUGAUAAAAGAGUUGUUGGUUAGUUUAAUUUGGAAUAAUAAAUGAGAUCAAAAGAAUGUGAGAGUAAAGGAAAUUAAAUUUUUGUGGCUGUUAAAAUUCUUUCUGCGUAAUUUCUUAUAUUCGUAGAUUUUUUUAGUUUAGUUUUUCUUUUUGUUACAAAUAAUGCCAAAUGUACCUCUAAGAUUUAGAUUUUAUGAUUUUUUUUUAGUUUUUUUCUAAUAUUUUGUUUGCGUGUAUAUAAUAGGAGAGAAUUUGUUAAUAUAUUAUAUUGUUCUAUUUAU
Molecule: messenger RNA, 1421 nt
Organism: Onthophagus taurus
Lineage: Eukaryota; Metazoa; Arthropoda; Insecta; Coleoptera; Scarabaeidae
Gene: Naa60
Product: N-alpha-acetyltransferase 60
Biological process (GO): N-terminal peptidyl-methionine acetylation
Cellular component (GO): Golgi membrane
Molecular function (GO): histone acetyltransferase activity; protein-N-terminal amino-acid acetyltransferase activity
Source: RefSeq, a predicted model, not a curated record